Molecule: messenger RNA, 1332 nt
Organism: Cuscuta campestris
Lineage: Eukaryota; Viridiplantae; Streptophyta; Magnoliopsida; Solanales; Convolvulaceae
Source: the annotation of a GenBank genome assembly
ACACACCUUUUUCACUUCAAAAUCUCCUCUAUUACAUAUUUCUUCAUCAUUUUGCUUCAAUCAUGGCCGGAGGAAAGAAGACAAAGGCUUCCAAGAAGAAGGGCAACGCCGAAGCUACGACCUCUGCGCCCCAGCCGGUGCUGCCCGAGUUGUACCCACAACAAAAGGGGUACCACGACCUCGACAAUCAGCUUCAAGCAUCGGGUCUGUGGUCGUUCGUCUCCAGGAGCUGCUCGAGCUUCAACCCAGCCUUUGUGCGAGCCUUCUACUCCAAUCUCCGCCGGGACGGGGACACCAUUCGCAGUAGCAUCAAUCUCUACGACAUAGAGAUUGAUUUGGCUACCUUCGCUCGGGUCGCAGGGCUGCCCACCCAUGGUGACGACAUCGCAACAUAUGGCGGCGAUGAUUGGAUCCUCAACAACGAGGCGGUGGUCAUCCGAGAGCUUGGGAUCACCAACCUCAUCCGUCACAGCGGCGCACCAACAAUCCACUCAGCCCCGCCGGAGAAGCGUCUUCUUCUCUACAUCCUCACCCGGAUUCUUUGCCCCCAGGACGGUAGCCACACAUGUCUCUUCAACGAGGAUCUCAAGGCGGUUCAUGCUAUCACCCAUGGUGCCUCGAUCAAUUGGGCAAAAUACGUCAUGAUUCACAUGGCGGAUUGCGCCUCCAUCGCCACUGAGCGGAGCUUGCCAUACGCCUUCCUCGUCAUGGACCUCAUCAUCUCCGCCGACAUCUCCAUCGCCGGCCCGGAUACGAAGAUGACAAAGAUUUGGAUAAUCCAAGACAGCACCUUCCGGAAGAAGUCCGGAGACCGGGACGACGCAGGCCCGAGUUGUGCACCAGCCCCCGCUCCCGCCAAGGCCUCUUUGCAAUCCAUAGCCGAUACUCUGAACCGGCUAACCCUCACAGUGGAUGGCAUGGGGCAGUCAAUCGAGCGGAUGGACUGGACGCUGCAACGCCAACACCACGACAUGACGGCGUUCUUCCGCGGCAUCAACUACGUCCCGCCGCCUUUUGACAGCACCUUCCUCGGCUAAAACUAUGAAGGCGAGGACGAGGAGGAUAACUCCUAUGCUCCAUCCUCCUCCCCCGACGAGGCCGACUUUGAAGAUGCGGUCGACGGUGAUCCCAUGGACGUCGAGGACGACGAGGACGCCGAUGCUUAGACUUCUCUUUUCUCUUCUUCCUAUGAUUGUAUCUCUUAUUUUUUCUUCCAUUCCGUUGUAUUCCGCAUUUCCCUUUUUCAUGAAUAAAAGUUUUUACUUUUAAUUCUUUUUGUUAAUGUCAAAAGGGGGAAGAUAUUAAGGUUAUGCAUAAAUUAAGGGGGAAUUU